CACCCCUCGGGGGGGCGGGGCGGGGCGGAGCAGUGAUUGCUCAAGAUGGCGGCAGCGCUGCGGGCGUCGAGGAUUCUUUUCGGGCUCCUCAUCCUCUUGACGGAGGGUUGUCAAAUGUGGGCAUUGGUAUUAACAUCCAAUAACAAUAACCCUGUGGUGAAUGAAUUUGAAAGUGCUACAUUAUCCUGCCUUAUCGAAUCCACGGUAACUGUCCAUCCUCGAAUUGAGUGGAAGAAGUUGUCAAAAUCAAAUGUUGCUCCAAGCCAUGUGUAUUUUUUGAAAAAGUUCACAGGGGACUUGGAAGGCCGAGCGGAUAUUGAUAAAGCCACUCUCUUUAUAUAUAAUGCAACUCGUAAAGACACGGCAACAUAUCGCUGCGAAGUAACAGCAAUUAAUGACGAGAAUUCAUUAGGUGAACUUUACAUUAACCUCACGGUGCAAGUGAAACCAAUCACACCUCGAUGUUUCGUGCCUAAAUCGGUACCAGUGGGGAAGACUGCAACUCUGACGUGUGCUGAGAAUGAAGGCUAUCCACCAUCCAUGUAUUCCUGGUACAGAAAUGGAGAACAUAUCCCAACGGACUACAAAUCCAAUCCAAAGUUUUUAAAUUCCUCCUAUAAAAUAGAUUCAAGUACAGGAACUCUGCUUUUUACUGCCACCACAAAACAAGACACAGGAGAAUACCAUUGUGUCGCAUUGAACCAUGCUGGCCAUGCAGAGUGUGGAUCUCAACGGAUGGAAAUUUAUGACAUUAACAUUGCUGGGAUCAUUGGUGGUGUGCUUGUGGUUGUUCUUGUCCUGCUGGUUAUAACCAUUGUCAUCAGGCUUGCAUAUAAACGAGGAUACUUUGCAAAGAAGCAAUCUGCAUCAAGCAACUACAAGGCAUCUUCAAAAGCAGAUGGCGUUGAUUAUGUCAGAUCAAAUUCAGUGGACGAUGAGGGAGACUUCCGACACAAAUCCUCUUUUAUUAUCUGAGGAGGAGAAAAGAGAAGUCUGGACAACAGAAGAAUACCUCUUGAGGAGCUCAAACCAGUAGCGAAUUGAAGUGUAUAAACUUACAUGGGCCUCAAACCUAUAAAGAAGUUUAAUGCCAGAGACUUUAUGAUAUAAAAUGAUUUUUGCCAAAGCUUAAUGACCACUGUUUCUGCUACUAAACCGGGAAGUGUUUUAUACUUCAAAUUCCAUUUUUGGUACUGUAGCGUUGGCUCCGUUAGGUUAUUUGAUCGAAUGAUAUUGCUCUGCUGUGGUAAUGUUCUAAUGUGGCUUUAUUUUUAAGGGUUACUGCUUCUCAGCAAUUAUCCAUGAGAUGUGGAUAAUCAGCCGUGCAUUCAAGCAGUCUUGAAAUGGCACAGCAUUGUGAGUGAAUUGCCCGCAAGUCUCGAGCAAAGAUUUUGAUGAAUAUAAAGGAAAUAGCAAAUUUUCAGAAUUAUUUUGUGGGCAAUAGGCAAACUAACGAUAGAGUCACCAUUUUUAUUAAUCUGCCAUGGUUAAUAUUUUCAAAAUUAUUUUUGUAUAGAUUUGGAUAAAAAUGUUUACUCUUUUCGUAAAACCAGUGUUAAUUGAAAUGCCAAAAGAUGAGUAGUUCUUCAAGUGGGCUCACGGGAUAGCGACAGAUGUUUGGGAGGAAUUUAGUGGAAUUUGAAAGUGGGUUUGGCCAUGAUUCUCUUACGUAGAGUGCUUUUGUUUGUACACGUUGCCUGUGCUGGUCAGUCAUAUUGAUAUACGGCAAUGCUUCAAUGGCUUAUUUUCAAACAGCCCAAUUUUUUUCCCCCAAAAAACAAAUGGCAAUGUAAGACAGUUCACGAUCUAUUACUGCGGUGAAAGUAUAGUGUGGCUAAGGACAAGCUAGAAUAAUGUAACUGUUAGUUGCAAGACAAUGACGUUUGGAAGAUUUGUCAGGAAUGUGACACCCAGAAAGAUGCUAAUAAACUGCUUAUUGAUGAGAUGUCGUUUACAAUUUGGACGGAAAAAAAGCAUCUCUCUUGGCAGUUGAACAAAAGCAAUGUUUUUUUAAAAUUGCUACAAGAAAAGCAUAAGAAAACAUACUACAACUUUGUUUUGUGUUUAAAAGAUCUGAUUAUAUUUCCAUCCAAGAAAUGAAUGUGUUGAAAAAUAUUUUUUAAGUUCUUACCUCCUACAUUUGUUACAAAAAAGAAUUGUGUGUGUGUGUAUAUAUAUAUAUAUAUAUAUGCCAUCCUUGAGACUAAACAAAUAGAAGUUGUAAGACCACCAAAAAGUCAAGGAAAGUGGGUACUGUUCAUCAGUUUGAAUCAAAUCUUCCAAGGACGGUCAAACAUCCUCCAAAGGUGUAAUGUAGCUCGUAACUGCCUCCCGUGUGGUAGAACAAAGGCUUAUGUUAAACAUUUAAGCAGAUUUUUGGCACCGAUCAGUUUUCCUUUGGUGGGAACCUGGGACCUUCCCAAUUCAUCACAAAGUGGCAUUUUCAAACUACCACGUCAGUUACUAUCAGUCGGCAAGUCUGUUGCGCAUUCUCAUUGGGUAUUUGCUGUACAACUUCAUACUUUGUGUUUGCAGCCGGACUUUCCACUUUCAAAUGCACGUUUUCUGUUUGCUUAAAUAUAUGUAGUACAACUUAAGCAAAUGUCUGCACUCACUUAUGACAUUACUUUAACAUAUCUAUUCACGGAACUCACUCUGUAUUUAUGGAAACUCGGCUAAUUGUGUACCGAGGAUUUGUUCUGGAUUUUAAGGUAUAUUUUAUAGUAUUUGUGACUCUUCAUUUAUCCAUUAUAUUGAAGUAGCGUUGUGUUUUUCGUUGCAUCUUUAAAGCCAUGCCGUAACAUGUAACAAUUUACUACGAACAGCCUUUGUCAACUUAUUCAGGUUGUGUGAGUGAUAUAGAACUUUGAACUUUAUUUUCCUGUUAUCUGAUGCUGCGGUUAGAUUGCCUGUUUUAAAAAAUAGCUCAUAAAGUGCCUGUUAGAUGAUUCUGUAGUUUUGUGACCAGUUUUGGUGGUACCGGUCAAUUAUACUUUAGAUUAAUUUAUUUACAUUUACAACGUAUGUAUUGACUUCAGUUAUUUGAACUUCACAAACUGAAUGGCCCAUUUUGUUAAAAUAGGUGGGAGGGAAGAGAAUAAAAAGGAGUCAUAAGAAGAGUCAUCAUUCCCCGAUGACCUACUUAUGGAAUCCAAGUUCAGUCCAACUUAAUUUUGCUCAGUUUGUGCUCUGGGCUGAGCAACUGUAAACAUUCUUAUAAGAUUUCUGCGAGUUGUCAGUGUUCUGGCUAAAGCCAGGAUUUAAUUUUUACCACUUUACAUCCUUCAGCGGAAGCUGCUUCUGACAGUUGUUGGAACAAUUUCAAACUUGUAUAUCUUGCAGAUGUCUUCCAAUAACUUCAUUCAAUCGGAUGGGUUCACAUAGGGAGUGUUUCCCUGUGGCCUUACGGUAAGCUUAAUAAAUCAGUUUUUUUUUGAAAUUAUUGGGAGUAAUUAGAACUGAACCACUAUCUAAACAUUCUGACCGAUUUAUAAACGAGGAUAAAGUACGCAUGUUCUGUGGUUAAUUUUCUGUUUGCUUCAAUAUAUGCAGUACAAUUAAGCAACAGUCAUGAGUUAAAGCGAUUACUUGAGAGAUGGUCCGCAAUAAUAAUACUACUACUUGCAUUUGAUGUAACGCUCUCACAUCUUCUCAGCGUCUCAAAGCGCUUCACAGAAUAUACUGUAAAGUGAAUUACGAAAUCUCUCCAGUCCCCGUAAUUAUGCAACUUUGUCCGGGCUCUGAUAAACUAAACGUGUACCUGGCCUUUGAAGUGAUAUGAAAAUUAGUUUCAUCCAUAUAAGCAAAGACAGCAGUAAAUGGGGGCCCAAAGCAAACCAGCUGAGCAGUUGCCAUUAACUACACUGUUUGCAGUCUCAUGCCAUGCUCACCUGCAAACCUCUCACAGGAUAGGGAGCUUGUACCAAAGAUACAGCACGGAAAAUAACAGGUUAAAUUGUUCCUGGCAAUUAAAUUUUUUUCAGUUUUACUAACUAGUAAUGACCAAUUUUAUUGGUACCAGGGCCACUUCAGAUCGGGGUUGCUUGAGAUAAGAUGGUGUGCUGUCACAAAGCAUUAGUUUGGUCCAAAAGCUGCUGUUUUUCUGCAGCUGGUGUCGACAAACUAAUUCAUUUGGAUGUGGAGAUGAAACGAGCAUUAUCUCUUUUUGCAAAUUCAAGGUUCAAAUUAGAUUAUACUAUAAUGUUCCCUCCUGACUACAGGGUGGACGUGCCUUCCCGCACUGAACCAAUUUAAGACAAUUUAAAUAAAUGAAAUAACUGAAUGUGAGGAGAGGGUAAGCGGUAGAAGUGGAACCACAUUCUUUGCCCAUUUACUUCCAAACUCUGAAAGGGACUGUUGUAACGUUGCUCCCUAUUUGAAAGCACAUUAAUGUUAAUCACAGUCCAGAGUAUAGUUAACUUAUUAGAUGUCAUUACAAAAUGUUAAUAGACAUGUUAUUUGCAAACCUUUAGUAUGAUCCUAAUUAUUUUAAUACUCUUAUGAGUACUAAAGUCAAAGCAGAACAUUCUGAUUAAAUUUUCUCCUCUUCCCCCCAAAAAAAACCUGCAAAGAACCAAUUUACAUUUGAUGCAGUUAAAUUCAAAGUGGCGCAAUCAUAUUUCAUUAUAAAUAUUACAAAUUACAUUACUUUUGGAGAACAAAUGCUCAAUAUGACAUUGAUUGGCCUGAGAUUUGGGGAUUAUGUAUAAAAAGGCAAACUCUAUAAAUUUAGAUUUGCAUAUUUACAGAUGUCUAAACAUUUGCAUUACAAAAACUUGUGAAUCCAAAUCUUAAAUUCAUUUAGAACAAAUGUGUAUGUUUCACCUGAUUCAAGUAAACGCUUGAGAUUGAAGUCCUUUUGUGUGAGAAUCCUGGAAUUAAAAACCUGUACAAAACUAAUAGUUAAACCUAAUGUGUUUAAAAUAAACAUUUCAUUUAUUGAUA
Callorhinchus milii (elephant shark) is the source of this 4944-nucleotide messenger RNA. It is a transcript of the gene jam3b, whose product is annotated as junctional adhesion molecule 3b. Gene Ontology annotation, biological process: cell adhesion; angiogenesis. The transcript has 10 exons. Bases 46 to 975 code for a protein of 309 amino acids. The record is from RefSeq and is a predicted model, not a curated record. Lineage: Eukaryota; Metazoa; Chordata; Chondrichthyes; Chimaeriformes; Callorhinchidae. Gene Ontology annotation, molecular function: protein heterodimerization activity; protein homodimerization activity.